Molecule: messenger RNA, 1116 nt
Organism: Corylus avellana
Lineage: Eukaryota; Viridiplantae; Streptophyta; Magnoliopsida; Fagales; Betulaceae
Source: RefSeq, a predicted model, not a curated record
AUGCACCUUGCUUUGCAAAACAACCAAACUCAAGUGGUGCUCCAGCUACUUGAUGUGGAUAAAGACCUUGUUCGUGUCCAAGGAAGGGAGGGUGGGACUCCUUUGCAUUACGCAGCUCAAACAGAAGAACUUGAUCUUUUGGCUGAAUUUAUAAAAGUCUGCCCCAAAUUUAUUGAAGAUGUAACAAUUCAUAGAGAGACUGUCCUGCAUAUUGCCCUCAAACACAACAUGUUCGAUGCUUUUCUCCUCUUGUUGGGAUGGCUUCGGCGGGCCUGGUUUAAAAAUGCCUCAUUGUGGGAGAAGAAGUUACUGAAUUGGCAGGAUGAGAAAGGCAACACUGUGUUGCACAUUGCUAUUGUACGAUUGAUAUUGAAUUUUAAGUCCUUCUUCCGCUGUAAAGUUGACAUAAGCACCAAGAAUAUCAGGGGUUACACCACGUCUAACAUGUUACAAGGAAAUACACCUGACAAGCAAAACCAACAGAUCAAGGACAUGCUACAUUGUGCCAAAUGUUUUAGUAUCUUCUAUCUUUCGAGAGUUGAAUCUUUUGCAGACUACUUGAAAUCUCCAGUCCAAAUUGACAAGAAGAUGUACAUAUUCUUUCUCCGUCAAAGAACAAAAAUGACAAAUGACACACGCAAUAUCUUAUUGGUGGUUGCUGCGCUGCUUGCAACAGUCACCUUUCAAGCAACCCUCAGCUCCCCUGGCGGACUUUGGCAAGAUAACAAGUUGGCCGAUACCAUUGCCCCCAUCGGUGCUAUUGUUGAAGAUGCACACUAUACGGGGAUAGCAAUCAUGGAUGAAUACCUUUUCGUUGUACUUGCGGUUUUAAAUGUGAUAUCCUUUUUUAUAACAGUUUUUACCAUAUUCGUUCUCCUCCCUCGAAGUGGUUUGUUCUUCCUACCCCUUUAUAUCUUCUCUCUGUGUUUUGUCGCGUCAUUAUUGAUCACAUCUCCAUUAGACUUCGUUUCUGGGUUACAUGAUCUGGAGGUAGUUGCUUUCAUGUUUUCUCCUCUGUUGGUUCCAGUUUUGGAAGGCAUUGUGAGGUUUAGGCGUAGGAAACUUUUCAAAGCCUUUCUACCCAAAGUCAAAGUGCUUGACCCAACUCUUACAUAG